Molecule: messenger RNA, 2515 nt
Organism: Wyeomyia smithii (pitcher-plant mosquito)
Lineage: Eukaryota; Metazoa; Arthropoda; Insecta; Diptera; Culicidae
Gene: AkhR
Product: adipokinetic hormone/corazonin-related peptide receptor variant I
Exons: 9
Coding region: 398-2137 (579 amino acids)
Biological process (GO): G protein-coupled receptor signaling pathway
Cellular component (GO): membrane
Molecular function (GO): G protein-coupled receptor activity
Source: RefSeq, a predicted model, not a curated record
UUCAGUCUGACGGUACCUACAAUCGCGGCAGCAGCACAAAAAGCAGCUACGGAAAUUCCGGUCGACGUUGAAGAUUGCGACCGAUAGUGAUUUGGAUCUACGUACAGCAGGAUUUCCGUGACUAUUUUUAAGGGAACGACGGUUUCAUGGAAUCGCUAUCCGAACGAUGGUGAUCGUGUUGGCGGAGGUGAUGCGGAGUAUUUGGUGAUGCGCUUUUGGCGGUUUAUCGCCCUGGCGAAAAAAUGUGCUCAAAUGUAUGAUAGUUUAAAUUAAGAAAUAUCAGUUGCUGUGUUGAAUAGAAUCUGUUUGAAAAAAUUUGCUCAAAAAAAAAUUGUGGGUGUUUCUUUCGAUGUAAUUAAAGUGAUCAGUAGUGGAUAGAAGUGAUAUAUCAUUCGAAAUGGAUAACUUAGCGCACAGUUACUCGACCGGGGGUCAGGAUUUCCCCGGAUCGGUUCCCAACCAUACCAGUGUAAAUCUGCGGCGAGUGGCCCCAGUGCCUGGGGCAACCCAUGAAGUGACUGUUUUGCUGACCAACUCUCUUGGAUCGAUGGUUGGAACUGAGGAUACGUUGCAUCGAAGUUUGGUCGUUCUGGCGGCUAACAGCAGUGGAAUUAUGGCCGGUAUGGAGGGGACAAACAGCACGGAGCCGGGUAUUGUACCACCAGGUUACACCGAUUCCACCGUGGCUGUGAUCAUCGUGUACUGCGUGCUUUUUAUCAUAGCCGCCGGUGGCAAUCUUUCCGUGGUAAUCACGCUGUUCCGGUCCCGGCGGCAUCGGCGUUCCCGCGUUAGUCUUAUGAUUUGCCACCUGGCCGUCGCCGAUCUGAUGGUGGCCUUCAUCAUGAUUCCCCUGGAGGUUGGAUGGCGCAUCACGGUUCAGUGGCACGCAGGAAAUGUGGCCUGUAAAGUGUUCCUUUUCAUGCGCGCCUUCUGUCUCUAUCUGAGCUCGAACGUGCUGGUGUGCGUUUCGCUGGACCGCUGCUUUGCUGUGAUAUAUCCGUUACGGGUUUCGGCCGCACGAAAGCGGGGCAAGAUUAUGCUGGGCGGUGCCUGGUUUAUCGCGUUCAUCAACGCAAUCCCGCAGAGUAUAAUUUUUCGCGUUCAGCAACACCCACAGGUGCCGGGUUUCACGCAGUGCGUCACAUUCGGGUUCUUCCACACGCCCGGCAUGGAAACGGCCUACAACCUGUUCUGUGUGAUAGCGAUGUACUUCAUGCCGUUGAUGAUCAUUAGUGCUGCCUACACGGUCAUCCUGUGCGAGAUUUCCAACCGAUCCCGGGAGAAAGAAACUAUCGACACCAGCCACCAGCCGGGGAUGCGGUUACGCUGCAAUGAUCUGACCCACAUCGAACGAGCCCGACAGAGGACGCUGCGGCUCACUAUAACCAUUGUCGUCGUGUUUGUCUGGUGCUGGACACCGUACGUCGUCAUGACAUUGUGGUACAUGUUCGACCGCGAGAGCGCUCUCAAAGUGGAUGGUGCCAUACAGGACGGUCUGUUUCUGAUGGCCGUAUCCAAUUCGUGCAUGAACCCACUAGUGUACGGGUCGUACGCUAUGAAAUGCCGGUGGCCCUGUCAGAGAAGAAAUCCACCGAACGGACUGCAGACGCCCAACGCCGCCCAACGAAGAUCCACAGAUGCUGUCUCUGGGAUGGCGGGACCACACUCGGAUCGUUUGACCGGACGAGAUAAUAAGGACGAGCUUGUGUACGAGCGGGAGCAGAGCAUUAAGCUGAAUCGGCUUAGCCUUAACGACACUCUACUCGGAGGCCAGGGCAAACACGGUCUGGCGGGAGCUUGCGGCCUAAAUGAAGGCGGAAGCUAUCUUCAGCAAACAACACGCUUUGGAAUGGGAUAUUGUACGGAAGCAGUACCGGCAGCAGCAGGAGCAAUUUCCGCCAGCAGAAACGAGCGUACCAUCCGGAGCGUUCAUAUGGCAACGCCGGCGGCAUCCGGUUCCUACAGCCGGGGAAAAGCAUAUCAACAGCCCAGCUACAGUGACUUUGUCAUGAUGGCCGACGAACGUUCGCUGAUACUGUCCAGACCUUCCUUCUACUCGGAUCCGACACCGAACGAGCUGAACUUUUCGGUGGACUGCAAUCUGACCCGGAGCCUGGACACCGGUGGCUGGCGAUGAUAGAUGGGCGAGGGUUAGGCCGGGCCGUUUGCUGUUUGUCGGUAGGAAACUGUAGCGGCACCACCUGCUGCACUAGCAGCCUCAGCAGCAUCACACCUAUCAGUUUAAGACGGGUGCCCUCAACGGAGAACACCACCGGUGAUGGUGAUCAUACUAAAUGAAACUUGAAAUUCUCAAAAAAAAAAAAAAAAAGGUUUGUGAGUACAAAACGUACAAUCGUACAAAUAUGGAUAAAAAGUUAGACAGUGAGUGAAAUCAGCCUGACCAGAAGGAAGGAUCGAAACGAAUAUUUUCCAUACUCGUGUUAGCCUUUAUUUUUUUCUAUUCUAGACUAGUCACACAAAUCGGAAUAAAAAUAUGUUCGAAGAGUUUAUUGUA